Molecule: messenger RNA, 4486 nt
Organism: Scatophagus argus
Lineage: Eukaryota; Metazoa; Chordata; Actinopteri; Scatophagidae
Gene: tmem62
Product: transmembrane protein 62
Exons: 14
Coding region: 299-2230 (643 amino acids)
Molecular function (GO): hydrolase activity
Source: RefSeq, a predicted model, not a curated record
AGUGCGAUCGAUUGCGCUACCCGGAAAACAAUGUCAGAGUGGUAGCUCUCUACCCUCCCCUACGCUUCCUUUCAUGUGAUGGUGACGUUUCCCGAUCCAACCGGUCAGUGUGCGUGCUGUGUUGGUAGCUGGUGGGUAGCUAGCUGCAAGCUAACCUGCUGAGCUACCUCCUCCGCCUCCGAAGGCAGCUGAACGGAGCCGUGAAUGAACCCCGCACAUCAAUGCAUCUCCAGUGGCCGCGAUGGCAGCGACAUAAACGACGGCAGCAGCUAGUCCCAUCUCUCGCCACUACAGGAGGAUGCUGAAGCUGUUCGGUGCACUGGUUAUCCUCGGGCUGGCCCUGGCGUGCAUCACCUCCUGGGUGCUGGACAGCUAUGACACGGCUUGGCACCCCAAACGGAGCGUCCGGCACCCUACUGAUGGGGCUGAAACUAAGGGGAGUUCUCCACCUUUCCCCGGCGGCGAGUUGAACAAUAUAUUCUGGUUUAUACAGGUGUCCGACAUUCACAUUAGUCGAUUUCAUGACCCGAGACGCAUACCAGAUUUUGAAAAGUUCUGCACUGACACAAUCGAAGUGAUCAAGCCAGCUCUUGUGCUUGCAACAGGGGAUCUGACAGAUGCUAAAACAGAGAGUAAGGUGGGUUCUCUCCAGCAUGAGGUGGAGUGGCAGGCCUACCACAACAUCCUGAAGAGGUCCCGCGUGAUGGAGCGCACCAGGUGGAUAGACAUCCGUGGAAAUCACGAUGCCUUCAAUAUUAUGUCAUUGGACAGCAUCAACAAUUAUUACCGGAAAUACUCAGCCAAUCAGAAAGUCGGUUCCUUCCAUUACGUUCACAAGACUCCCUUUGGCAACUACUCGUUCGUCUGUGUGGACGCCACUCUGACUCCAGGACCCAAAAGGCCCUACAAUUUCUUUGGUAUUCUCAACCAGACUCAAAUGGACUUGCUGGACACGUUCAGGGCUGAGAGUCUGAAAAGCAACCAGUCGAUCUGGUUUGGCCACUACACCACAUCCACCGUCGUCUCCCCUUCUCCAGGACUUCGGGAGACAAUGAGAUCUGCAGUCGCAUAUCUGUGCGGCCACCUGCACACGCUGGGCGGCCUGAUGCCCGUCCUCCACAGCCGACAUCCCCACGGUACCCUGGAGCUGGAGCUGGGCGACUGGAUGGACAACCGCAGGUACAGGGUUCUGGCCUUUGACCACGACCUGUUGAGUUUCUCCGACCUGAGGUUUGAGCGGUGGCCCGCGGUGCUCAUCACCAACCCCAAGGACGCGCAGUACCUGCAUCCCGGGACGGAGCCGCUGGGUCGAAUACGCAGAUCGACACACAUCAGGAUCCUGGCCUUCUCAGAGGCUCCAAUCACAGCGGUGCACGUGAGCGUAGAUGGGGAACCCCUGGGGAAAGGCCACUCUGCUGGAGGUCCUCUCUAUGUUCUGCUGUGGGAUCCGUCUCUCUACCUCACUGGACUGCACACCAUCAGAGUUAAAGUGGAGGACUCGGCAGGCCGUUCGUCAGUGCAGGAGCAGCACUUUACCCUGGAGGACAACCUGACUCCCAGCUUCGGUUUCGUGCAGUCCUUCAUCCUUCUUACUGACCACUACAUCCUGGGCCGAGUGGCCUUCAUAUUCAUGUUGCUGCUGAAUGUCGGCGUGCUGCUGGCCUUUAGGUUCCUGCGUGUCCCCCCUGGGAGAGGAUUGACCUCUCAAGCGUGUAUGUCCCUCCAUCUGGUCAGUACAAUGGACAUCUUCUACUACUCUCUGCUGCUGUUCAACCUGUGUACAGCCUUAGGCCCGUGGUUCAUAGGAGAGCUGAUAGAUGGUCACAGUGGUGCCUGCUUCGCCUUUGGAGUGUUCAUUGAUGGACACUUCCUGGAGGGCAGCCUCACUUACGUUGUGGGAGUCGUGCAACUCCUGUUCUUCAACAUGCCCCUCACCUCUUAUUUGUGCUGGAGCCUCCACCACCGUUGCCGCGGCAACACCUUCCGAUCCCACUUCCUGCGGCCGGGCUGCCGCUGGCGGACUCUGGCGGUUCACCUCUUCAUGCUGCUGCUGCUCACUUGGCAGGUCCACUCCUGCUACUUUCUCCUGGAGACCUACGGCCCCAUGGCCUUCUUCCUGUCUCCUGUCCGCACAUGGGCUUUAGGGCUCAGUUUGCUAUUGGUCUACCGUGCCUGGACAGGCCCCGCCCCUCUCAUUCGUGACAGCAACAAGAGCGUCUCUCCCUCUUGACAGUAAUUGCACUUUACCACCACCACCACCGCAACUACUACUACGACCUCCCUUGAGCCUGACUCACAGACGUACUUUGCUGUCUCUGUCCACCCUGGAAACCUCAGUUCCCCCCAUCCAAAGCCACUUCACAGUACAUCACACACUACCUUGUUUCUAGAUAGUAUUGUUUACUUAAUAUGCAUGUUAAUGUAAGGCACCGGUGAGCACAUUUCUGGCCAUAUUCAUAGCAAUGUGUACAGUGUAAAAAUACAAAACAACUUGGGCACAUUAGCCUGUUUAAGCUACGUGAGGACUAGUCCAACGUGUGCCGCAGUCCACAGUAUAAGAGCUGUACUCUGCUGUGACUCACUGACUUGAGCUUUAGCACUUUUUGGAAGUGUUGCCUUGGCCCAAUGCCACUUCACCACUGCCAAAGGAUGAAUAGGAAAGAUUUCACCUUUUAUCCCUCCCUCUGAAAAUCGUUUUCAUUCUCAGAUGCCGGCUGGACGUGCCAAACCGAUCCCCAUGUUCACCUACCGACACGCAGACCAUGUGGAUAAGAAGGGUGUACGCAUCGUUUUUGUAAACUGUGAGCUUUUCCUAACUUCCCGUGGCUGACAGAGCGUGGUAGUUACGCUAACUUUUCAAGUAUAUUCUACACAUAAUCGCAGGAAAUCAAAGGAAGGGAAUGACAAGCGCGUACUGUAUUUGAUCUGUGUACAAGUAGUCAACGAUUAAAAGUAUUUUAUACAUAAAGUUGAUUCCAUUGCACACAACUGCCACUAAAAACAUCUCAAUGUUCGCAUUGAAUAAUCAUAUCAGAAAGAAAUAAAUCAAUAAAUAGAAAGCUGGACUCUACGUGCUCCUUCAAACGUGACUACAGGAAGCAGCUGUUUGUUUCUCAGGAAUGCAAGUGCUUGAACAAUAGGCUGGUCCCAGUAGUAUUUCAGGACGUUUUUCUACUCCACAGCAGCUCAGCGAACUAAAAAUCAUGUUCAAAUCAAACGAUCGAGAUGUGAAAAAAAAAGAAAAAAAAAACCCUAAAUGAAUGUGUUAUAGAUAUGGUGAAAUGGAGCAAACCACUACUAUGCUAUUUUUUUUAAAUUUAUUCCUUCUGAUUGUAUUGAGUGAUUCCUUCUUUCUUUCUUUUCUCCCUUUAAUGUUAUAUACCUGCACUGGAAAUGGGCAUUCUUCAGGUUAGGAAGGCGAAGGCGCUGAAUAAAUACCCUGUGUUGGAAGUUAAUUUGACAGCUUUGUGUGUGUUGCUCAGAAUGUUUACCCCCCCUUUUAUUUUUGUUGUGAAGGUGUGAGAGCAGAUGAUUGUGUUUCCAGUUCAGUCCUUUCUGGUCAGUAGGAGCCGGUGCUGGAUUCCAUUAGAACAAACCGGCUUGAAAGAGAAAAGACAAACAGCGACGAGGACCACAUUCAUCAAUUCUUUUUUUAAUAGGAGCAGCGUUCCAACCAGCCAUACCCAAGCGUGUGUGAGUGCUUAAUAUUAGAGCGGCAGCAAGAACAUUAAAUUAAGUGCACUCUUGCCAGCGGUGGUCAAGUCAUUUUUUCAUUUGUACAGGAGCCUCACCAAGUAUCUGAGUCCAGCGUCUAGAUGGAUAUUGAAUCCUGAUGGACUUUAGUUCUUUGACAGCUCCUCUCUGUGAUGCCAAGUACCUCUCAGAUUUGUUAUCUGCCCACAAGGAGGCAGUAUUGAAUUGAUUAGGAGGAUAAUGAGAGAUGACUGCAUUUCACUUCCACCUCCAAAUUAUGCAUGAGACAGUUUUUGCUUUUUCUUUAUCUUUUUUCUAUCUUUUUUUGUCUUGAUGAGACAGUUUUGAUGCUCACUGGUUAACUAUGAAUCCGGUUGUGAUUGUUCUGUACUGUACCUUGAUUUGACUUCAAAAUAAAGACACAGACUCCGCCACCACCACCAACACCGAGGAUUGUACUGUCAGACAUACUGGUGUGUACUUAUACUGCAUCCCCUCCUAUGGUCAAACACUGAAGUACGUGAAUGAGUAGAUAAUGAUUUUACACCUGCCACCUGCCACACUUUUUUUCUUGUGACAACUGAAAUUAGAGCCAAACCACAAUUUUAUUUUGUUAACGAUUUAUAGUGCUGUGGAAUAAAAUGUUCAAUACAGUGAAUCAUGUAUUUUGUGUUCGUCUUCACGUCAGUGUCACAUGUUAUAAGGGAGUGGACAACAAGAAUAACGGGGCCCCACCCUGACAAAAGAUUUGACUGUCAGAUAAGUCAAAAAUAAAAGUGAUCAUGUCAAUAAA